AUGGUUGCUGAUGUAAGGCCAUGUUUGUUACACCGGACUGGCCAGGUCAGGACAGGAUACAGUCCCAGUCCGGUGUUUGGGAAGCAAAUUGGAAAACGGGACAAACUUAUCCUAUUGAUCAGCUUAUCCCCCUUGAAGGGGACUGACCUGACCCAUCGAAAUACUUGGGUCACUUUUGUCCUGCUCUCUCGAAGAAGCUCUCGUCCUCCCACUAGAAGGUGUCUCUCACCGGACUGUUCGCCGCCUCUCUUCGAUUUCUCGCCGAACCGUUCUCCACCUCUCCCCGAUUUGAAACACCCGGGCUUCGAUUUGCGAGGAAGAAGGCUUAAUUUUUUGUCUACAUCUACAGGUCUUGAAUAUCCGAAACUACUGAGAAUUUGGAAGAUCACUGGGUUGAAGCUGUCAUUAGAUAGCCUUGAGAAGGAAAGGGAUUUCUACUUUGCUAAGUUGAGGGAUAUUGAGAUACUAUGUCAAAGUCCUGAAAUAGAACACCUUUUGGUUGUUGAAGCUAUAAAAAUGAUUCUAUAUGCUACAAAUGAUGAUGCAACAGUGGUAGCUGAAGCUCAAGCCAUGGUGUCCCACCACCUAAAGGAAGCAGAGCCCUUGAGUCCCAUCGCUGAGGUGAAAAAACGAGUUCAGAAGCUCAGAAGAGGAAUGCUAUUAUUAAUGUUGAUUUUCAUGAUGCUGGAAUCACAACAUUGUCUCCAAGGCAAAGGAUUUCUGAUACUUCUGAUGUUCAUUGUAGUGGAUCGGCUCUCAUGACCUACUAGAUUGUUUUUCUAUGUCAUAUGUUCAAAAAGACCAAUAUAGUGUUGUAGUAAAACAAUGUUAAUAAUGGACCUAGAAUUUAUAUACUUUAUGAGAGCAGCUUCUGCUUUUGUAUGUUUGUUUUGUCUACUUAUGAUACGUUAUAAGAAAUUAAUUAUUUAUCUAAUUUUGGCUCAUGAGAUAAACUUAUGGUUUUAUAUAGCAAAGUGAUGGCUGCGGUUUUUAUAUUUCAUUGUUGCUUUGCAAGGCAAAACGUGAAGCACACAAAACAUUCAGAUGAAUUAAUUAAAAAUAAACCUAGUGUUUCUUAUAAAAAACAAUAAAUAAAACAGAUUCUUCUGAAGAUUUUGUUUUUUUUUGGUAAAUUGAGUGGAAAUUUGUUUCUUCAAUUAAAUUGCUUGGUUUUUCUAUGUUGGAAAUACC
Messenger RNA from Ziziphus jujuba (common jujube), 1191 nucleotides. RefSeq lists its product as uncharacterized. The transcript is spliced from 4 exons. Bases 1 to 762 code for a protein of 253 amino acids. The record is from RefSeq and is a predicted model, not a curated record. Gene Ontology annotation, molecular function: microtubule plus-end binding. NCBI's taxonomy places the organism in Eukaryota, Viridiplantae, Streptophyta, Magnoliopsida, Rosales, Rhamnaceae. Gene Ontology annotation, biological process: regulation of microtubule polymerization or depolymerization; thigmotropism; spindle assembly. Gene Ontology annotation, cellular component: spindle midzone; microtubule organizing center; microtubule plus-end.